AUGUCGUCUCCAUCUUCUUCUGCCGUUCCUAAACCACCACCAAAGCUUCCACUGAAACAAAUCCCCGGUGACUAUGGGAAACCUUUCUUUGGGGCGAUCAAGGAUCGCUACGAUUUUUUCUACAACCAAGGUCGUGACGAGUUCUUCAAAGCCCGGAUCCAGAAGUACAACUCCACUGUCUUCCGUACAAACAUGCCUCCCGGGCCCUUCAUUGCUGCAAACCCGAAGGUCGUGACUGUCUUGGAUGCCAUAAGCUUUCCAAUUCUCUUCGACAACUCUAAAGUCGAAAAACGUGACAUCUUUGAUGGCACUUACAUGCCAUCCACAGAUUUCACUGGUGGCUAUCGCAUUUGCUCAUUUCUUGACCCAUCGGAAGCCAAACACACUUCUCUCAAAAACUUCUUCCUGUCUCUACUCUCUUCUAACCAUAAGAAUGUCAUACCACUUUUCCAUACCUACUUCACCGAUCUAUUUGUCAAAGCCGAGGCUCAGUUGUUAAAAGACGGGAAAUCAGACUUUAACGCACUGAAUGAUAAAACUUCCUUCGACUUCAUCUUUGAGCUGUUCUUCGGGAAAAACCCGUCGGACACAACUCUCGGGUCGAAAGGAUCCACCUUGGUCACCCUUUGGCUCUUACCCCAACUUACUCCUCAGAUCACACUUGGGUUGCCCAAGGUUUUCGAUGUUUUCGAAGAUUUCUUGCUUCAUACGUUUCCUUUCCCAGCUCUUUUUGUCAAACCCGCCUAUAACAAGGUUUACAAGGCCUUCUACGAGUCGGCAGCUGACGCCUUGGACGAGGCCGAGAGUAAUUUCGGGAUUUCAAGAGACGAAGCGUGCCACAACCUUGUGUUCUUGGUCUGCUUCAAUGCUUAUGGUGGCAUGAAGCUUCUGUUCCCUUCCUUGUUGAAAUGGGUUGGAUUAGCAGGAGAGGAUUUGCACCGCAAGCUCCGAGACGAAAUCAGGGAAGUUGUUAAGGAAGCUGGAGGUAAGAUUACUCUUGCAGCUUUGGAUAAGAUGACACUAACCAAGUCAGUUGUGUACGAGGCUUUGAGGAUUGAUCCUUCUGUGCCGUUCCAAUACGGAAAGGCUAAGGAGGAUCUAAUAAUCGAGAGCCAUGACGCCGCAUUUGAGAUAAAAAAGGGAGAAGUAAUCUUCGGGUAUCAGACGAUUGCUACUAGGGAUGGAAAGAUUUUCAAGAACCCCGAGGAGUUUAUAGGUGACAGGUUUGUAGGGGAAGGCGAGAAGCUACUGAAGUAUGUGUGGUGGUCUAAUGGCCCCGAGACGGUGAGUCCUGCCGCGGCGAACAAGCAGUGCCCCGGGAAGGAUCUGGUGGUGCUCAUGAACCGGAUAAUGUUGGUCGAGUUCUUCCUUCGUUAUGAUACUUUUACCCUCGACGUCGGGACGUUUUUGUUGGGAUCAAAAGUGACGUUCAAAACUUUGACACCAGCUUCGUCCUGAUCUUGAAGAUGCUAGUCAAUCACCAAAUCUAAUUUUCUUUUGCUUCCCUGCAUAUAAUAAAUUUAACU
Molecule: messenger RNA, 1526 nt
Organism: Argentina anserina (silverweed cinquefoil)
Lineage: Eukaryota; Viridiplantae; Streptophyta; Magnoliopsida; Rosales; Rosaceae
Product: allene oxide synthase 3-like
Exons: 1
Coding region: 1-1458 (485 amino acids)
Biological process (GO): sterol metabolic process
Molecular function (GO): iron ion binding; heme binding; oxidoreductase activity, acting on paired donors, with incorporation or reduction of molecular oxygen
Source: RefSeq, a predicted model, not a curated record